AUGCGAAGAGCUCUCGGCAUCGGAUCAGCGUAUACGACCAGUUACAUGGGUGUUCCAUUGCUUGACAGCAUUCUCAACAUAAAUCCUGGCUCGUCCAUCUUGAUAGAGCAAGACCCUGCCACAAACAACCAUCACAUUUUUGAGAAGCUGUUCGUUGCGCAGUCCGUCGUGGACAACAAAAGGAUAACCGUUCGAUCAGCACCGUUCUGCAUACCAGCCGCCGUGAGCCGUGUCGAAGAGCAAAAGCACAGACCGAUGGAAAUCGCAUGGCGGUACGCACAGCGCAACAGGCUGACAACGACAGAGUUUGAUUUUCUGGAGAAUUCCACAGACGCGCAGAAUGUUAAAUUUGGUGAUGAGAUUGUAAUAACCGAGAGAACAUGCAUUGCCGGACUGUGCGCACCACACGAAGUGCUCGGCUGCAAGGAGCUCUUUGAAAUUAAGAGGGAGGUUAUUCGCAAGCAUGCCGUGUUGUUAGCCACGUCCCCAACCUACAUAUGUGAUGUUAAUGUUGGCCUGUACUUUGACGUUGUGCUUGCUUUAGAAUCGAUGUAUGCCAAGGAGAACGGCUACCACGGUCUGUUACGGAUAAAAAAGUUUACACGUAGAGUGGACAAUCUUUUGUACGGGUAUAGGAUUAGCAGGUACGGUGUGGUGAUGGAAGAGUUCUCACUUGCACCCGAUGACGAGCCAGUAAGAUUGGGAUGUGAUGUUGUGUUUUAGGAGAAAUACCAUGCAUGCUGUGUACGAUCUCGCUAUUUGUUGAUACUGUGAGUGUCGAGCUUACACAUAUGUUCUAAUCAAUAGCAUUAUCGGUGCUCGGUCAAGGUAUCAACCAAUACUUCCCUUAAU
Messenger RNA from Vavraia culicis subsp. floridensis, 852 nucleotides. RefSeq lists its product as uncharacterized. Gene Ontology annotation, biological process: tRNA wobble uridine modification. The transcript has a single exon. Lineage: Eukaryota; Fungi; Microsporidia; Pleistophoridae. The record is from RefSeq and is a predicted model, not a curated record. Bases 1 to 723 code for a protein of 240 amino acids. Gene Ontology annotation, cellular component: elongator holoenzyme complex.